AUGGUCACCAUAGCAGUCAUCGGAGGCACAGGUUCCGUUGGCAAAACAAUCGUUGACGCUUUCCUCGCAGAAGGCACUCACGAAGUCAUUGUAAUCACUCGCAAGGUUCCAGAGGGACAGAGCGCCGCCAAGGUUCUCGCGGUCGAUUACGCGAACGUGGACCAGCUCACUAAAACGCUUGAGGUAAAUAACAUUUACACGGUUAUCUCCACCAUCGUCAUGUAUGACCCUGCAGCUGCACAGGCAGAGAGGAACUUCAUCGCAGCCGCAGACAAGUCCGCAUGCACCAAGCGCUUUGUAGCAAGUAACUGGGGCAACGCUACGCCUGAGGAUCCCUCUCUCCGCCUCGAACUCAACGGUCUCCGCGACCCAAGUAUCACUGCUCUUCGCAAGACGGGACUGGAGUGGACGCAGUUCUACGUCGGCCUCUUCCUAGACUACUACGGCAUGCCACACAUCCCCACCUAUCUAAACCCCCUCGUUGUCUUCAUAGACGUGGCGCACAAAACAGCCGCGUUACCUGGUACCACAGGUGAUGAACUCGUAAGCUUCACUUACACGCAGGAUUUGGGUAAAUUCGUGGUAGCGGCCAUGGAUUUGGAACACUGGGACGAAGCGCUGCAUUGCUACAGCGAGAAUACUUCUCUCUCCUGCCUCCUACAGAUCGCUGAGGAAGCUCGCGGUACGUCACUCACCCCACCCCCACUCUACUUUCAAUGA
Messenger RNA from Alternaria atra, 720 nucleotides. RefSeq lists its product as uncharacterized. Bases 1 to 720 code for a protein of 239 amino acids. The record is from RefSeq and is a predicted model, not a curated record. NCBI's taxonomy places the organism in Eukaryota, Fungi, Ascomycota, Dothideomycetes, Pleosporales, Pleosporaceae. The transcript is spliced from 3 exons.